CCGCGGGCACCGGCAGCGGCACCGGCACCGGGACGGCGCGGAGCGGAGCGGCGGCAGCGGCGGCACCAUGGCCUCCGAGAGCGAGGCGCAGCGGGCGCUGCAAUAUGAGCAGACCCUGAUGUAUGGGCGUUACACGCAGGACUUGGGCACCUUUGCCAAGGAUGAGGCAGCGCGGCUGCGGCUGCAGGAGGGGGACGCGGCCGUGCCCCGCCGCCCCUCCGAGCUGCUGGAGUACACCCAGGGCCGCUGUGCCCCCUGUCGUGUCUGCGCCUUGCAGUGCCAGCGGUUCCUCAUCUCCAAGGUGGGCGAGGACUGGGUCUUCCUCAUACUGCUGGGACUGGUCAUGGCACUGGUCAGCUGGGCCAUGGAUUUCGCCAUCGCCACGUGCCUCCAAGCUCAGAAAUGGAUGUACGGGGGUCUGGACACCAACGUGCUGCUGCAGUACAUGGCCUGGGUCACCUACCCCACCGUGCUCAUCACCUUCUCAGCUGGCUUCACCCAGAUCCUUGCUCCCCAGGCCGUGGGCUCAGGGAUCCCCGAGAUGAAGACCAUCCUGCGGGGCGUCGUGCUGAAGGAGUACCUCACCUUCAAGACCUUUGUGGCCAAGGUGAUUGGCCUGACGUGUGCCCUGGGCAGCGGCAUGCCCCUGGGCAAGGAGGGUCCCUUUGUCCACAUCGCCAGCAUGUGUGCAACCUUGCUCAGCCGCUUCCUCUCCCUCUUUGGGGGCUUCUACGAGAAUGAGGCAAGAAACAUUGAAAUGCUGGCAGCUGCCUGUGCUGUCGGUGUUGGCUGCUGCUUCGCCGCCCCCAUCGGAGGCGUCCUCUUCAGCAUCGAGGUCACCUCCACCUUCUUUGCCGUCCGCAACUACUGGCGCGGCUUCUUCGCUGCCACCUUCAGCGCCUUCAUCUUCCGUGUCCUUGCUGUCUGGAACAAGGAUGAAGAGACAAUCACGGCACUGUUCAAAACUCGCUUCCGCCUCGACUUCCCCUUCGACCUGCAGGAGCUGCCGGCCUUCGCCGUCAUCGGGAUCGCCAGCGGCUUCGGGGGCGCCCUCUUUGUCUACCUCAACCGCAAGAUUGUGCAGUUCAUGCGCCGCCAGAAGACCAUCAACCGCUUCCUCAUGAAGAAGCGCCUGCUCUUCCCCGCCCUGGUGACGCUGAUCAUCUCCACGCUGACCUUCCCGCCUGGCUUUGGACAGUUCAUGGCUGGCCAGCUCACCCAGAAGGACACCCUGGUGACACUCUUUGACAACCAGACGUGGGCCAAGCAGGGGAUCAAUGAUGAGUUUGAAUACUUGGGCAUCCUGGAGGCCUGGCUCCAUCCCCGCUCCAACGUCUUCGUCACACUUGUUGUCUUCAUCCUCAUGAAGUUCUGGAUGUCAGCCUUGGCCACCACCAUCCCCGUGCCCUGUGGAGCCUUCAUGCCCGUCUUCGUCAUUGGGGCAGCCUUUGGGCGCCUGGUGGGGGAGAGCAUGGCAGCCUGGUUCCCUGAUGGCAUCCACACGGACAGCAACAUUUACCGCAUCGUGCCGGGGGGCUACGCCGUGGUGGGAGCAGCUGCACUGUCAGGUGCUGUCACCCACACGGUGUCCACGGCCGUCAUCGUCUUCGAGCUGACGGGGCAGAUCUCACACAUCCUGCCCGUCAUGAUCGCUGUCAUCCUGGCCAAUGCCGUCGCCCAGAGCCUCCAGCCCUCCCUCUACGACAGCAUCAUCCGUAUCAAGAAGCUUCCCUACCUCCCUGAGCUGGGCUGGGGCCACCACGAGAAAUACAACGUGCGGGUGGAGGACAUCAUGGUGAGGGACAUCCGCUACGUCACCCUCAACUGCAAGUACCGGGACCUGCAGCAGGUCCUGCACAGCACCAAGAUGAAGAACCUGCCACUGGUGGAGUCAGCUGAGUCCAUGAUCCUGCUGGGCUCCAUCGAGCGGACGCAGGUGGGGGCCCUGCUCAGCAGCCAGCUCAGUCCCCAGCGCCGGGUGAUGACGCUGCGGCAGAAGGCGCUGUCCGAGGACGGGCACCGGCUCUCCGACCCCAGCAUCCGCUUCCAGAUCAGCACAGAGACCUCCUCGGGGACCCCUGCCCGCCCCGCGCUCCGCAAGCCCCUGAAGCCGGCGCUGAAGCGGGUGCCCAGCAGCCCAGCCGACAGCCCCCCAGCUGGCAGCGCUGACCACGCUGGCAUCGCCCUCAAGAGCCUCUUCUGUGCCAACGCCGCCACAGAGCCCACCGAGGCCCAGGGCACAGCCUAUCAAAAGGCCAAACGCGUCCGCAUUUCCAUUGUGGAGGAGAUGAUUCUGGGUGACAAGAUGACCCCAACGGAGAUCCUGGAGUGGGAGGAACAGCAGCUGGACCAGCUGGUGGACUUCAGCAGCGCCAAGAUCGACCCCGCACCCUUCCAGCUGGUGGAGCACACCUCGCUGCACAAGACCCACACCAUCUUCUCUCUGCUGGGCCUGGACCACGCAUUCGUCACCAGCAUCGGGCGGCUGGUGGGCAUGGUGUCCCUCAAGGAGCUGCGCAAGGCCAUCGAGGGCUCCCUGACGGGCAAGGGGGUGAAGGUGCGCCCGCCGCUCGCCAGCUUCCGCGACAGCACCGCCAGCACCACCGAGGCCGACACCACCGCCCUGCGCCAGCUCUGGGACCGCCACCAGCACCACCACAUGCCCCGCGAGGCUGGCCCUGGCGGCGACGAUGAUGACAACACCCCCAAGGGUCAGUGAGACCCUGGAGAUCCACCCCGCUGUGUCCCCAGAAGCCACAAGGGCCCCCUGGCAGGUGCUGGGGUGUGCCCGCCCUGAGCCCGCUGAGCCAGGCUCAGCUCAGGAGCGGGCACUCUCAAUCCAGUGCCUCUGCUCCCUCCCUGGGCUGGGGACCAGCCAAAUGCCCCCCAGCCAGCCCCUGCUCCCCAGCGACCUGCCAGCUCCUGGGGCUUCCCACUUUGCUACCUCUGUACCCCCCCAGCCCCCGGUGCCCCCAGAAGGGCCACUGCCCUCACACCCUCCAUGAGCACCACAAUGUCCCUUCUCAGGGUGGCACGGGGCAGAGAGGGGCAUCAGGUUGGGGUGUCCACGGGGACAUGGGUGGGCAUUGCCCCCUGUGCUCAGCACAUCACAGCUGGGAACAGGGGGUCCUGCUGCCUCUCUGCCGUGCACCUCUCCCCAUGUAAAUACAGAGAUUUUUAUAUUAAUUUAAUAAAAGCACUUUAUAAACAGA
This is a messenger RNA of Passer montanus (Eurasian tree sparrow), 3212 nucleotides long. It is a transcript of the gene CLCN2, whose product is annotated as chloride voltage-gated channel 2. NCBI's taxonomy places the organism in Eukaryota, Metazoa, Chordata, Aves, Passeriformes, Passeridae. Gene Ontology annotation, molecular function: voltage-gated chloride channel activity. The transcript has 24 exons. Gene Ontology annotation, biological process: transmembrane transport; chloride transport. Gene Ontology annotation, cellular component: membrane. The coding region runs from base 68 to 2719 and encodes 883 amino acids. The record is from RefSeq and is a predicted model, not a curated record.